Plasmodium gonderi is the source of this 2322-nucleotide messenger RNA. RefSeq lists its product as hypothetical. The record is from RefSeq and is a predicted model, not a curated record. Lineage: Eukaryota; Apicomplexa; Aconoidasida; Haemosporida; Plasmodiidae. The transcript has a single exon. The coding region runs from base 1 to 2322 and encodes 773 amino acids.
AUGGAAACAUCCGUAAAAGAUACUUGCUGUUAUUGCUUCGGUAGAACAGAUGGGAUAGCAUACUACCACAUUAUGUGGAAAUCAUAUAAGAUGUGUAGCAAAUGUAAAAUUAAUUUGAAAUCCUGUAUCUCAUGUGAAAGAAAAAUAAAAGAAAAUAAUAUAUCAUCUCGUACUUAUUCUUCUUGUUGUGAAUCACAAUACGAUAAUUUAUGUGAAAUAUGUAGCGCAUUACCCAUUGUCUGUUGUGAUAAAAAAUUAGGGAAUUUGAUACCUCAUAUUUUACAGAUUUUGGAUUAUCACAUAGGUAUUAAAAUUCCUCCAAAUUUUGUUACCUAUCAAAAUAUUUACACGUUCAAUAAGGAGAAAUACAAUGAUGCAAAUCAUCUCUGCACCUUUGAAUAUGACCAUAUUGGGUAUGUGCAAAAAGAUGUACAACGUGAAAUCUCACAAAUGGAAGAGGAGAACAUCCUGAAGAAGCCAAAUGACAAGGAGAGUAGUGAGGUGAAGAACCCUAAAUUGGAAUGGAAUAAAAAAAACAAAGCCAUCAAAAGAUUCCUAAGCAGGUUCAGCCGUUCCAAGUAUUAUAACCAUAGACAAAUAAAAAAAAAAAAAGAAAAAAAAAAAAAAAAAAAAUAUAAUUCUGAGACAGAUUUCGCUGAAGAGAUAGAAGAAGUCUACAUCAGUGGAGGGAGAAAUAUGGUGAACAUUCCAUCCCAUCAGCAAAAUGUAAAUUUCGAAAAAUGCAAAUUAGUAGAAGAGAAGAAUAAGGGGGAAAGUCCUACUAUCCAAAGAACAAAUGAGAGCGAUGGAACUUUUCCUACUUCGAAAAUGACAAUUUCUACAGCUGAAUUAGUACCAGUUGUGAAAAAUGAUCAAUCUGCUGAAACAAGCAAGAAAAGUUUGGAAUCAGAAAAAUAUGAACUAAAGAAGAAAAAAAUUUCCAAAAAAUUAAAUUUGCAUAAAUGGGAAACUUCUACCACUCUCUUGGGGUAUUUCAAAUUGUUGAGUAGCAGGAUAAGAAAAAAAACGAAGUAUAGGAGAACCAUAAGUUCUCUUCAAGUGGAGAAUCAUGUGAAAGUGGACCAUUCUCUUCUGGAAAAUUUGGGCGAUGAGAUAAAUUCGACCACAGUGAUGAAGCGUGAGACGGGGAGUAAUGAGGUAAGUGAUGAGGUGAGUGACUCGAAAAGUAGACUGAAACGAAGAUCGAAAGGAAGAUCGAAAGGAAGGUCGAAAGGGAGGUCGAAAGGGAGGUCGAAAGGAAGGUCGAAAGGGAGGUCGAAAGGAAGGUCGAAAGGAUGGUCGAAAGGAUGGUCGAAAGGAUGGUCGAAAGGUGGGCCCGAACUCAGACCGGAGCUCAAACCGAAACGUGGAGAGAAGGAUGAAAGGAAGAGUAUGAAACAAAUAGUAAAUCGCAUUGCCACUAACCUCUCGACUCGUAUUGCUGCCAGAACUGCCUCUAGGGUUGCGGCCAGGAUCAGUACUCCAAACAGUGGGGAAAGUUAUGACAUGCAGGUUGUGCUAUCGUUUUUAAAUCAAGAGAAUGAAGAGGAAAUAUUUAAAAGGUUGAUAAACAAUAAACUGAAGUCUACCGAUAUUAUAUACCUGAAAAAUAAAUUCAGAGGAAAUUCGAAAGAAGAAAUAAAUAUUGUCGCGUCAUGUAACUGUGUGACCGUUUCUCAAAAAAAAUUGCUCCUUUUACAUGAACAAAAUAAAAAGAAAAAAAAUUAUAAAUAUAAAAAUUUAAAGUUAAACGAGCUUAUUCCUCGAAAUAAUGAACAUAUAAAACUUGUCGAUCAUUUGUCUUUAACGAAUUCGUUGCCAGAAAUAUCAUUUUCUUUUUAUAUUUCCCACGAGUUAAUGCAUGCAUACUUAUGGAUUUCAAAAUUUCAGAAAUCAAUAUAUUUUGAAAAAAUACAAAGAAUUGCAAAAAAAUUACACCAUAAUUCUUUUGAGGCCGAAUAUACAAGCGGUUCUAAUAAAUUCCACAAAAGUUUAGCUUUCUAUCUAUCACCAGAGUUGGAGGAGGCUAUAUGUAUUUUUGUGUCAGUUCAAUAUAUCCAACAUGUAAGAAAAUAUUAUGAACACCAAUAUGAAUAUGUGCGUGAACGUGAGCUCAUUGAUUACUAUAUUAGAACAUGUGACUGUGGGGAAUCUCCAAUAUACGGAAAAAACUACAGGGAAUUAAAAAAUAGUAUGAACAAUUAUGCCAUAGCGGAUAUUCUAUGUAUUAUUACUGAUAUAUAUCACACACACAUUUACCCAGUUAUAACACUACGCCUAUUGCGUGCCGUUCUUUCCAUUCUCAAUUUUGCACAUUCGUGA